GCUUCGCUGGCUUCAGCUCCCCAUCUGAACCUUUUCCACCCCGAACAUCUCUGGUUCAUGGUUUCCUGACACAACGCAUUUAUCUUUCGGUGAAAAAGGAUGAAAAACGGGCAUCAGGAUGGCGGGGUCAUUCAAGAUCCCCUUGGCACCUGUUCACGGAUAUACGAGCCUGAUGGAACGCCAUGUGUUGGUUAUUUGCAUGUUUUUUAAUUACCUCUCGCAGGAAAUCAAAGGAUACACACCGAGUUUGAUAAAGAAGAUUAUCGUGUACAUAUCUUACUUUCUUACCUGUGGAUUACUGCGAUUAGUCUUUCACUGGAUGCCACAAUGGAUGCUCAAGUGUACGCAUAGUUUGUGUCCCCUACCCGAUGCACAGAAGGUGCUAAUCAAAGAUUCUUCCGGUGUUUAUUUCGUUCUUCGUGUACUCGCAUCCGUUAUCGAAGAUGAGGGGUAUGUUUUCAGUUCAACUGUGAUCACUCGACACUUCAGGGAGAUGAUGGUGAGGACACACACAGUCCCUAUCAACAAAGUAGCACCUGACUGCUCGAGUUCCAUGGACAAGGUAUUUUUUUGCAUUAAUCCUAACAAGUUUCUCGAGGAUCCGAACAUUACCAUCUACUUCUUUUAUAAGAAACUGAAAUAUAUUUGGGAUCGGGACCUCUGUCAGUUCAAUCUACUCAGUGAGUGGAAUGGUUGUCCAUAUGCGAAGCUGUUCCCAGCAAGGCCGCUGCCCGAGCACAUCGUUCUCAAUCGUCGUGCGCUGUACGAACCCAACGAAAUCGUUCUCCGAAUUACCCCGAUCAUAAAAUUGUUAUUGACCAAGUGUUUGAAUCCGUUUUACUGUUUCCAAGUCUUCAGCUGCGCCCUUUGGUUUGCAGAUGACUACUGGAUGUAUGCGUCGUGCAUACUGAUCAUGUCCGUUCUAUCACUCAUCAUGCAAGUGUACGAGCUGCGUCGAAACGAAAUUGCUUUGAAGAAAACCGUUUGCGGAUCUGCUCUCGUUUCCGUGUGUCGCGAAGUGAACGGCCUGACCGACUUCAUUCAAGUUGAUUCGACUGAACUGGUUCCGGGUGAUCUGAUUGAAAUCCCAAGGAAAGGAUGCGUCAUGCAUUGUGAUGCGUUUGUGCUCACCGGAAAUUGUAUCGUGAACGAGAGCACUCUUACGGGCGAAAGCGUUCCUGUGACCAAGACCCCGUUGCCCGAUAAUCAACAGCUGGAUGGCGGGUGUAACUUGAACGCUAUGGCAAGACAUGUGCUGUUCGGUGGUACAUCAGUCAUCCAAACACGUAACUAUGCCAAUGAGCGGGUUAUUGCACUCGUGGCACGCACCGGCUUUCGUACAGCCAAGGGUGAACUGGUUCGGUCCAUUCUCUUUCCAAAGCCCAUGAAGUUCAAGUUCACACAAGACGCCCUGAAAUUCGUUCUCGCCCUCGCUUGUAUUGCUGUGAUUGGAUUGAGUUUGUCGAUCUAUCUCAUGUAUCGGUCUGGAGUUGACACAAAGUCACUGUUUGUUCGAGCACUGGACUUAGUCACGAUCGUUGUCCCGCCUGCCCUCCCUGUUGCUAUGACUGUUGGCAUCGUGUUUGCCCAGCGUCGGCUCCGCUCCGAAGACAUUUACUGUAUCAAUCCGGGCGCCAUCAACGUGUGCGGCGUUAUCAGUGUGACUUGUUUUGACAAGACUGGCACACUGACUGAGGAUGGAUUGGACUUGUGGGGUGUGGUACCGAACGACCAGGGCAAUUUUGGCGAGCCACACUUCAAGCCCCAUGAAUUGGAACGAGGCCCCCUGAUAGAAACGAUGGCCGCUUGCCACUCACUGACACUGAUCGAAGGUGUGCUUUCUGGCGAUCCACUUGAUUUGAAGAUGUUCCAGUCCACGCAAUGGGAAUUUUCUGAACAAAUAUCCGAAGAUCACUGUAAAUUCGAAAUGGCUGUGCCGGCUAUUGUGCGUCCACCGGCAAAAUCAUCUUCGACACAUCUCCCUCUGGAAUCCACUGUGAACCCAGAGGAAGUAUUUUUGAGCAUGUUCCCCCAUAACUUUUAUGAAACCUGUAAUUUGCAUUCCCACACCUCUUCACUCCCAUCACAUUCAUGGUAG
Messenger RNA from Opisthorchis viverrini, 2098 nucleotides. RefSeq lists its product as hypothetical. NCBI's taxonomy places the organism in Eukaryota, Metazoa, Platyhelminthes, Trematoda, Opisthorchiida, Opisthorchiidae. Gene Ontology annotation, cellular component: membrane. Gene Ontology annotation, molecular function: ATP hydrolysis activity; polyamine transmembrane transporter activity; ATP binding. Gene Ontology annotation, biological process: polyamine transmembrane transport; intracellular calcium ion homeostasis. The coding region runs from base 119 to 2098 and encodes 659 amino acids. The record is from RefSeq and is a predicted model, not a curated record. The transcript has 11 exons.